GUGACUCGGAAAACACCCUCGCAGACUUUGUUGUCAUUUGGCGAUUUUCCGCAAAACACAGCUCUCGUUCCGGCUUUUGGCUUUGGAAAAGUGUCUUGGUGGCGAUGUGUCGUAUCCUGAUAUACGGAUGCCACGCGGUGGACAAGCAGAUCACGACAGAGGGCACGCAGACGCUGAUAUCGUGCCGACAAAUCAUAGCGGAUUCCAAGGAUGGCAUCAAGAGGGAGAAAUUUGAUGCAGAAAUCUUUAUAAAUCACGCCCAGUAUCCGGAUCUGCAUGAGCUGGUGUUUGUGCAGUCUGUGAAGGAGGAGGAGCCUGAGGUGAAGAGUGAAUCGGAUGAGCCGUACCAGGAGUUUGUCGAGGUCAUUGCGGGUUUUGAGGAAAAGGAGGAAUGUGACAGGAUUAGGUCGGAGAGCAAUUCGCCGUCGGCGGUGCGGGAUGAGGAAGACGUGGAGGAGGAAGAGGAGGAGGAGGAAGAGGAGGACGAGGAUGAGGAGGAGGAUAGAAAGCCACUGCUGAGGAAGAGACGGGCGCGGAAGCCAGAUCCUGAGGCGCCGUACAAGUGCUCAAAGUGUGGCAAGAUUCUCAAGACCAGGCGCACGUAUCGCACGCACAUGAAGAUGCACAGAGAGCGAAAGUAUCUGUGCGAGCUCUGUUCGCGUGGCUUCGUGAACUUUGAGAAGCUGAAGCGCCACAUGCGGAAGCACACGGGCGAGAAAGCGUUCGCGUGCAACAUCUGCCCGAAGUCCUUCAACUCGCGCCACCAUCUGGAUGUGCACAUUCGCAGUCACACGAACGAGCGGCCGUUCAAGUGCCAUCUCUGCCCGAAAUCCUUCCAGUCCAAGUCUAAUCUCAAUCCGCACCUGCGCGGCCACACGGGCAUCAAGUCGUUCGUGUGCGAAGUGUGCGGCAAAGCGCUGGCCACGAUGGCCAGCCUCACGAAGCACAUGAACAGUCACGAGGAUGUGAAGUUCGAGUGCUUCAUCUGCCAGAAGAUCUUCUCGUCCGUGGGCACGCGCGAUCGACACUUGAAGACGCACACGGGCGAGAAGAAGCACAAAUGCAAUAUCUGCGACAAGGCGUUCGUGCGCAAGGAUCACGCGAAGAAUCACAUGGCGAUGCAUGUUAAACGCGGUAGAGACAAGCUCUACAUGAUAAAUAUAUCAAUCUCUAAGAUUCUUCGCGCCGCUCGUUCGAAACCCCUCAACGGUCAGCGCUGUCAGUUUCUCUCGGGGGAUUUUGUGUUGUCCAGAGAACUUCCUGAAGAAGAGAUGUGUCGUGUGUUGAUUUACGGUUGUCGAGCUGUGGAUAAGAUCAGCAGAAGUGGUGCGGAGACAGUGAUAUCGUGCAACAGAUGCAAGGAAGACAGCAGAGAAAAGGAUGAUUUUGAAGCGGAAAUCAUCAUAAAUCACAAGGAUUUUCCACACAACCAUCAACUGAUCUUCUCUCAGUUCAUCAAGAGUGCGGAAUUAGAGAUUGGAAAUGAAGAUGAACUCCCGGAAACGUUCAUAACAUUCCCAUUGAUAGUGGAAUCCAAUGAAAGGCAAGAAUCUUCUCCAGCAACUCAAGAAGAACCGCCUAAAGAGACAUCGAAUUCCAACACAUCGUUCGAUUGCGAGGAGUGCGGAAGAGUCCUGAAGAGCAGGCGGACUUUCAAGGCGCACAAGAGAAUUCAUCGCGAAAGGAAGUUCAUCUGCUUGCUCUGCUCCAGGAGUUUUGCUGUGCUGGAGAAGCUGAAGCGUCAUAUGCGGAAGCACACGGGCGAAAAGCCCUUCCCGUGCAAUCUCUGUUCCAAAUCCUUUGACUCACGCCACAAUCUCGCUGAUCACGUGCGCACUCACACAAACGAGCGGCCCUUCCAGUGCCACCUCUGUCCAGACGCCUUCCCGUCCAAGUCUAAUCUCGCUUCGCACCAACGCAAGCAUCUGGGCAUCAAGGCGUGCGUGUGCGAGGUAUGUGGCAAGGCGCUGAGCUCAAUGUCGAGCCUGAAGAAGCACACGAAGAGCCACGAGAACCUGAAGAUCGAAUGCUCGGUGUGCCGAAAGACCUUCACGUCUGUGAGCAUCCGGGAUAGGCAUCUGAAGAGUCACACGGGCGAGAAGAAGCACAAAUGUGAGUUCUGCGACAAGGCGUUCGUGCGCAAGGAUCACGCGAAGAAUCACAUGGCGCUGCACGUGAAAAGAGUGGGAAAGUGAGUGUAAUGUCCUUAUAUAUUAAAGAAGUCUU
Molecule: messenger RNA, 2226 nt
Organism: Phlebotomus argentipes
Lineage: Eukaryota; Metazoa; Arthropoda; Insecta; Diptera; Psychodidae
Product: zinc finger protein 345-like
Exons: 4
Coding region: 105-2195 (696 amino acids)
Biological process (GO): regulation of transcription by RNA polymerase II
Molecular function (GO): RNA polymerase II cis-regulatory region sequence-specific DNA binding; DNA-binding transcription factor activity
Source: RefSeq, a predicted model, not a curated record